AUGGCGUCCAUUUAUUUAGUCCUGCUCCUAAUCUGCGCAGUCGCAAAUGGCCAACAGUCACAAUACGACGCGGCUUUACGCGCUCUAGCCGAUGCCAAAAGGGCUCAAGAAGCCAAUGCUCAAAGUCAUCAGGCGAACGCCGCUGGCUUCGAAGGUCAUAGCGCGGGCGGUGCCCAUGGGGCGCAAGGUUUUAGCGGUGCGGGUGGUGCAGCGGGCGCUCAAGGUUUUGGUGCAGGCGGUGCCGGCGGCGCUCAGGGCUAUGGCGCGGGCUAUGCAGCUGGUUCCCAAGGAUUCAACGCCGGAAGAUCGAGCGGACCCGGAGCCUACAGUGGCGCUCAAGGCUUUGGCGGUGCAGGUGGCGCGGGUGCUGCUGGAAGCUACGGUGCGGGUAGCGGAGCUGGUGCUCACGGCUAUGGCGUGGGUGGUGCCGCACAAGGUUACGACGCAGCUCGAUUCAGCAACGCCGAAGCAGCUCAAGGAUACGGCGCAGGUGGCGCAGGAGGCGCAGGUGGCGCAUCUGGUGCCCACGGUUACGCCGGUCACGGUGGCGCAGAAGCACAAAACGCGGAAAGCGAGGAGGCUAGUAGAAGAGGUUACUUUGCAUCGUUAGAUGAGAGAGGAAAAUACAGGUACAGAUACAGAGGCCUGGGUUUUAAUAGCUAUCCACCUUACGGCUACCCAUCUUCCGGCUACCACUAUCCGACCUACCCGUAUGGUCGUCCUCCAUACUACUUUUCUCGCAGCGGUGAGGAAAGUGCUGAAGCCAACGAAGCUGCUGCUGGUUACAGUGGGUCAGCUGCCGCUAACGAAGGUGCGGCUGCUGCCGCUUAUGAAGGCGCCGCCGCUCAUGAGAGCGCGGCCGCUGCCGCUGCGCAAGCUGCACGUUUGGCUGCUCUUGCGGCGAGUGCUGCUAAUGCUGCAAAUUACGGUGCAGAUGCAAGUCAUGCUGGCGCUAGUGGAUACUCUAGUGCAGCUGAAGCUGCUCGUGCUGCUCUGGCUGCAUCGGCUGCAGCUGGCAACAGUGGAGCUGCUGGUCAAAGUCAUGAUGGAGCAGCUUCAGCGGCUAGUCGCUCCGGUUCUGGAUCUGCUGGGUACAGUGCUUCAGAAGCGGCAGGCGCUUAUGGCCAUGGUGGUGCGGCAGGACACGGUGGUGCAGCUGGUCAUGGUGCUGCAGGAUAUGGUAGCGCAGCCAAUCCCAAUGCUGGUCACGAUGCACAAAGUGCUGCCGGUUUCGGUGCAUCUGGUUACGGUGCUGCAGGAUAUGGUAAUGCAGCCAGUCAAAAUGCUGCUGGUCGCGAUGCACAAAGUGCUGCCGGUUAUGGUGCUGCUGGUCAUGGUGCUGCUGGCCAUGGUGCUGCAGGAUAUGGUGCUGCUGCUGGUAAUGGUGCUGCGGGAUAUGGUGGUGCUGCUGGUCAUAGUGCUGCAGGAUAUGGUAGCGCUGCAAACCCUAACGCUGCUGGUCGCAAUGCACAAAGUGCUGCUGGUUACGGAGGUGCAGCUGGUCAAGGCGCUGCUGGCUACAGUGGAGCAGCUCAAGGUCACAGCGGUUACGGUGGGGCAGCUGGUCAGGGUGCCGCUGGAUUUGGUGGCCAAAACGCUGCUUACGGAGGAGCGCAAGGUCAUAGUGGAGCAGCUCACGGUCACAGCGGUUACGGUGGGGCAGCUGGUCAGGGUGCUGCUGGAUUUAAUGGUCAAAACGCUGCUUACGGAGGAGCGCAAGGUCAUAGUGGAGCAGCUCAAGGUCACAGCGGUCAUGGUGGAGCAGCUGGUCACGGUGGAGCAGCUGGUCACGGUGGAGCAGCUGGUCACGGUGGAGCAGCUGGUCACGGAGCUGAUAGCUAUAAUGGUGCUGCUAGCCGCAGUGGGGCAAGUGCUGAACAAGGCGCAGCCAAUUAUAGCGGUGCAGCGGGGCACGGCGCUGCAGGCUUCGGUGGUGCAGCUGGUCAAGGACCCGCAGGAUUCGGUAGUGCUGCUGGCCAAAAUGCUGCUUAUAGUGGGGCCCAGGGCCAAAGCGGAGCAGCUCAAGGUCACAGUGGCGCAGCUCAAGGUCACAGUGGCGCAGCUCAAGGUCACAGUGCGGGCGGGUCAAGGCGCUAG
Molecule: messenger RNA, 2097 nt
Organism: Leptosia nina
Lineage: Eukaryota; Metazoa; Arthropoda; Insecta; Lepidoptera; Pieridae
Source: the annotation of a GenBank genome assembly